Blepharisma stoltei is the source of this 1311-nucleotide messenger RNA. The record is from the annotation of a GenBank genome assembly. NCBI's taxonomy places the organism in Eukaryota, Ciliophora, Heterotrichea, Heterotrichida, Blepharismidae.
AUGGAGGCUGAGAUAGAGAGGCUUAAAGGGCUGGUGGAGGAGCUGAAACUGGAAAAUGAGCAGCUUAAAAAUAAAAGCCAAAGGCAAAAAAUCCAAGAAAUGAGCCAAGAAGUCCAUGAUGAUAACCCUUAUUCAAGACUUAUGGCAUUAAAAAGAAUGGGAGUAGUAGAAAAUUAUACAGAAAUUAGGAAUUUUACUGUUCUUAUUGUAGGACUUGGAGGGAUUGGCUCAGUUGCUGCAGAAAUGCUUACUAGAUGCGGUAUUGGGAAAUUAAUAUUAUAUUUCUAUAUCUAAAUAUCUCUUUUUUAUAUGCUAAAUCUCACAGUUUUUGGUAAAAAAUAACUAAUUUUUUAUUAAUAAUUUUUAAAAAAACUGUAAAAAUAAUUAUAUUUGAUUAUGACAAAGUAGAGCUCGCCAAUAUGAAUCGGCUUUUUUUCCGCCCUGACCAAGCCGGCCUUAGCAAAGUUGAAGCUGCCAAACAGACUUUAUUAGAAAUAAACCCAGACGUCGAAAUUGACGCAUUUUCUUACAAUAUCUGUACCAUGGACAACUAUGACCAUUUCAUCCAACAAAUUUCUACAGGCGGUAAGAAUGGAGAAGCAGUAAAUCUUGUAUUGGCUUGUGUCGAUAACUAUGCAGCAAGGAUUACAAUGAAUCGGGCAUGCGGAGAUUUAAACCAAGUCUGGAUGGAGUCAGGGGUUUCUGAAGACGCUAUGUCAGGGCAUAUCCAAACUAUCCUCAAUCUCUAUAAAUAAUUUUUCAAAAAAAAUUAUCAAUAAAUAUAAAAUAUUUAAAACUAUUUUGUAUAUAUACCCAGGAGAAACAGCUUGUUUUGAAUGUGCGCCUCCUUAUGUAGUAGCCUCUGGUGGCGAUGAGCACGAAAUCAAAAGAGAAGGCGUCUGCGCUGCUUCUUUGCCUACCACUAUGGGAGUCGUUGCAGGCUUAUUGAUCCAGAACACACUGAAAUAUUUGUUAAGAUUCGGAAAUGUCACUUAUUAUUUAGGAUAUUCCUCAAAAACUGACUAUUUCCCGAACUAUAUGAUGUCGCCUAACCCUGAAUGCCCUUUCCGAAGAUGUGUAGAGAUGCAGAAGGUUUAUAAUGAAAAUCCAGAAAAAAAAAGGGUAAAACCAGAAAAUACAGAGGCUGAAGAGCAGAAAAUUGAGCAUGAUGAAAAUGAGUGGGGAAUCACAAUAGAUGCAGGGGGAGAAGAAGAAAAUAAACAGGAAGAAAAUGUAGUUAAAGUAGAGAACAAGACAGAAAGCUUAGAAGAUAUGAGGAAAAGACUGAAAGAAAUGCAGAAAAAGAGCUAA